AUGCUGUCCGCCCGCGUUGCCCAGGCGAGCCUCCGUGCGUCCGCCCAGCAAUUCACCCGCAGAGCCGCUGUCAACGGCAUAAGAACCUAUGCCACGCCCGCCCAAGACUCGAAGCCGCCAGUUGCCCUGUUCGGUAUCGAUGGAACAUAUGCCAAUGCUUUGAGGGACGCCAAGCUCACCACGAUCUUGAACGCGCCCACUCUCUCCCAGGGCGACAAGGCUCAGAUCGUUGCCGAAUUGCAAAAGGUCGCCGGUGGAGCGGGCAAGGGCGAUGUUUUGAAGAACUUCUUGAACACGCUAGCGGAGAACAACCGUUUGGGGUUGUUGCAGGGUGUGUGUGAGAAGUUUGCGAUGUUGAUGAGUGCGUAUCGGGGAGAAAUUGAGUUGAUCAUUACCAGCGCUCAGAAACUCGACCAGAAGACUCUUCAGCGACUUGAGAAUGCCGUCGCCAAGUCCGAAUACAGCCAGGGCAAGAAGCUCAAGGUUGUAUCCAAGGUCAACCCUGAUGUCGUUGGCGGCCUUGUUGUGGAAAUUGGUGACCGAACCAUCGAUCUUAGCUUGUCCUCUAAAAUCGCUAAGCUUAACAAAGCUUUGACUGAUGCUGUGUAA
Molecule: messenger RNA, 609 nt
Organism: Uncinocarpus reesii 1704
Lineage: Eukaryota; Fungi; Ascomycota; Eurotiomycetes; Onygenales; Onygenaceae
Product: ATP synthase F1, delta subunit
Exons: 4
Coding region: 1-609 (202 amino acids)
Biological process (GO): proton motive force-driven mitochondrial ATP synthesis
Cellular component (GO): membrane
Molecular function (GO): proton-transporting ATP synthase activity, rotational mechanism
Source: RefSeq, a predicted model, not a curated record